AUGCUGGAGCGAGCAGCUCAGCGCCUUGAAAACGCAGGAGAAUGUCUUUUCCGCCAUUCGAAGCGCCACGCUCGCAGCCGUCGAGUUUUACAUCCGGAAUUCUGGCAUCAUGGCGUUGCUGACAUCGAGGCUCCCUUGUGGAGCUCUGAUUUCCUGCACCCACCGCGAUCCUCCUCGUCCGCCGCUAAACCCUUACCAGCUGCCGUUGAGCCAUUUGCCGUUCUCUUUAACUACCAUCUUCCAAAUACGCGCUUGGAAUGCUUAUACCCGCCAGAAACACAAAUAUUUGCACGAUAUUGCCUUCCUCGCAUCAUCAUCAAAAGCUCCGCCGAAUGUAGGAGAAAGUCGGGCAGCCGAACUUAUUAUUCAACGAAAUCUGGCGAAGUGGCUCAAUCCCAGUCGCGCCAUGAGGAGGUUUCACCGGAGCCUCAAGAUAAACAGAACUUUGAAGGGUCGAAGGAACUCGAAGAGUCGCUGGCGGAAGGGAGGGAGGAAGAGGAGGAGGAGGAGGCAUUUAAGUACUAUGACCUUUACAAAAGUCCUCGAAGACCAAUUACUCUCCCUAAGCGGCGAGCGUCUCCAUUGUUGCCUGCUGUGAGGUUCGGGCUGGCGUAUUGCAACUUUUAUCGACGCCAGCAGGAGACGAUGUCACGAGUCCGGAUGAAGCAACUAGGGUUGGCAUGUUCUCGGAAAACUAGGGGCUUUCGUACAAUUCUCACCCGUGGAACAAAAUCCAAAAGACGGCGUCGCGUUAGCAAGGAUGGGGAAAUAGUUAUAGAUCCCCAUAUUCUGCGGCGGCUUGAUCGAUAUAUUAGCAAUAAUUCUCCACGGAGCUGUCGGGCUGUAUGGAGACUCUAUCAAGUUGUCAAGGACCAGAAGCCCGAGUACCAUCCACGCGUCCUUGCCUAUCUUUCAGAAUCCCGGGAACCUGUGGAUCGAAUCCGUUCGAGACUAGCAUUUGAAGCUAUCGAGAUUGACCAGAGAACUCCAGAAGACUAUGGCCACGUAACGAAGUCUCUUAUCCAAUGUGAAGGGAAUAUCGAUUGGGUUAGGGGGAUUUGCAAGGAAGCAGUGUCGAAACUCAAAGGAGAAAAGUGUUGGGACAUCGCCAUGGUUGCGUUGGUGGACCAGAUGAAGUGGAAGGAGGCAUUCGAAUUUUUCUCCUUUAAGCCCUAUCUCCCGGAAGUGUACUGGCAUUUUCGCUUAUUGAUGGGUACCACAAAGCCCCCUGAGAAGGUUCUUGCUGGACUUUUGAAAGUCGUGGCCGUACUGCGGAAACCUGAGGCUACUAACCAACUUCUCAGGGAGUUUCGGUUAUUCUAUGAAAAGCCGUCGGAAGAAGCAUAUCAGAUCGCACUCACAGCAUUUUCCAGACUUGGUGAUUUCCGGAGGGUAACUGAUUUAUUUAAAUCCUACGUGAACCAUUAUGGCCAGCCCAGGAAGCUCAGGUUGGUUAACCCUCUAAUAUACGUUAAUGCCGCAGUUGGCAGGGUUUAUCAAGCCCGGAAGCAGCUAGAAAGGCUACGUAGCGAGUUCUCGCUGAGCCCUGACGUGACGAGCUGGAAUAUUGUCCUGACUGCCCACGCGAAGGCACGGGAUAAGCCCGGAGCGCUAUCAACUUUUCAAGAAAUGAUUGCUACUGGGUUAAAGCCAGACUCGCAUACACUCGGAAUCUUAAUGGGGAUGUUUGCGAAGGACGGCAACGUCGAAAGCGUCAUGGAUUUCUUGCAGCUUGCUAGGGGAUAUGAUAUUCAACUCAACAUGGCAAUGCUUCACCCGGUGGUGGAGACCCUCUGCAACAACCGAAAAUAUGAUGCUGCCGAGAAAUUUGCAGAUACGGUGAUGAAGCUAAAGGCUCCCGGCCCUACUACUCGCAUGUGGAAUGUCAUCCUGUGGCACUACGCUUUCCUCCCUGACAUAGAUUCUAUGCUAGCAGUGCAUGAUCGGAUGAGAAAACUAGGAGUGAAAUUCGAUCAUAUGACGUAUGCAGCCACCAUCCUGGCUCUUGUUCGCAGUGGAAACCAUGAUGAUGCUAUUCAGGUUAUUCGAAGACUUGAGGACCGUCGCCAAGUUUCCGUGACCCAAUUCCAUUUCGCGAUCCUUUUGUAUGGCUAUGCACUGGCAGGGGAUGUGGAAAUGAUCGAACAUACCCAGGGCGAAAUCAUGAAAAAAUUCGGCCACCUGAGUCUCAGCUCGAGACUAUCGGUGCUCAAGGGGAAAAUUCAUAUGGACAAGAGGCUUCUCGAGGAAGGGAAAUACGUUGGGCAUAAUAACGAAAUUCGAUUAGUGAAUGCAGAGGCGUUUCUGGAUUCCAUUAUGAAAGACUUCGGUAUCAGAGAGUGGGCUACGAAAGUUCCACAACCUGGGGCAAGUCAAAAGUCUGUCCGCGAUGCCUUUCCUUCUGUGUAUUACGAGGAACUCAUCUCCGCCUACAUGAGCCAUGAUGCAACUGUGAGGGCGAAGGAACUGGCCGAGAGGUUGGAGAAGAAACAAAACCGCCUCAUCAGGAAUCCGAAUCUUGUGCCACUCAGCCAGUUGGCUCAAAGAAUGAAGCUCCAAGCGAGAGAUAGAGGGUUCGACAUGGUCGAGAAACUCUGGAGGAAAGCAUUUAAUCAAGCCAAACUUGGAACAGCCAUUACAGCUUCUUUCAAACCCAACCGCUCUAACAAUCCUGAUGACCCUCAACCCGUCCCUAUAAGGCCCAUGUCAACUGCUCAGCGUUUUUCUCUUUCCGAAUGCCUUUCUGUGCUCAUGGAAUGCUACGCAGAGCAGAAUCUCCAUUCCAAAAUCGCCGUCGUUAUAUCGGAAGUCCAAAAGUCUGGCUUUGUUCUGACGACCCAUAACUGGUCAUCCUAUAUUGAACUACUUGCUGUUUCCUCCAGACGAGAGGACCGACUGAAUGCUUUUAUUCUCUUUGAAAAACUGUUCAUUCCUAACUACACUGGUUGGACACAGGUUAACUCGAUUCUCCUGUCUGCCCCAAUGACCAUAAUUGCUAUGGGGAAUGUACAUGACCCCCAAGGAGGAUUUGGACAGAUAUUAAAUGAAGCUCAGCAUGUCGUCCAGUCGGGCCCUAUCAAGUCUGUGGUGGAACCAGGGUUUGGCGAGCAAGGGAUAGUUAACCGCGAAUCUUCUUUGGAGCCAUCCGGGAAGGCUACCGAUGCCCAUAAUGAUAACAAUAAAAACACUGUGGUUCCAUCUCCGUACCACCUCAUUCCGGUAGCUACCGGUGUGUCCAGGGAAACAGCACCAGAUAUGCCUUUGAUCAAAACGCUCCUGGAGGAAGACGCUCAGUGGAGACAGAUUGAAUACAAACGGCGGGUCCAGCGACGUCAAUUCUUAGAAAACAACCCACCCUUAAACGGCAUUCCUCCCAGAUUGCCGCCCCACUUACGUGGCAGGGGCCGGGAAACGGGUCACUGGCAAGUGUUGCGAGAAGUGGGACUCCUCAACACACCCCACCUAGUUCAACAUGCCCACCUUGAGCUACCAGAGAGAUCUCAGGAGAACCUAGAGGACGAAGAGGAAGGCUUGGGCAAAGAGCGAAUCCUCUGGCGCAAAGAGGAAUCGGAGUGGCGCAAAAAGGUCAAAAGUGGACGCUGGAAGGACUGGAUCCCGGCACGCAAUCGAAGACUAUGGCUCAAGAAGAUCGAUUCCCAGAACCUGCCACUGAUCCUUCAGUAUCUCCGUCUCGAAGAGGAUGCGUAUGACGUCAAAGAUCGGUACCGCAAGGAAUGGGUUUUCUGGUGCAGACUGCAGAUCUGGAGGCACAUGAAAGAGGAGGAGCGAAUUGACUGGAAGCUCUACCAUGAGAAAAAUAGAAGUAAACGCUGGCGGGGCCUUCGGGAGUGGCGGCAAGACCUUAACUGGAUCCGGAAGAAGAUACCUCUGCCUGGUCGUGUGGAUGGCGAAUUCGCCAGUGAUCGAGACCAUGAGGCGCAUAGCCUCCAUUACCAUGCCAAGACACGUUUAAACCAGAUCCGGGAUAUGAUGGCUAAGGUGUACAAGCUAGCUUAUCAGGAUAUCUGA
Messenger RNA from Histoplasma mississippiense, 4029 nucleotides. RefSeq lists its product with no specific name. Gene Ontology annotation, molecular function: protein binding. Lineage: Eukaryota; Fungi; Ascomycota; Eurotiomycetes; Onygenales; Ajellomycetaceae. The transcript is spliced from 3 exons. Bases 1 to 4029 code for a protein of 1342 amino acids. The record is from RefSeq and is a predicted model, not a curated record.